This is a messenger RNA of Entrophospora sp. SA101, 468 nucleotides long. The record is from the annotation of a GenBank genome assembly. NCBI's taxonomy places the organism in Eukaryota, Fungi, Glomeromycota, Glomeromycetes, Entrophosporales, Entrophosporaceae.
AUGCUUGGUUACAAUGAGUUAGUUAUUCUGCUAACUAAUAAUAAUUAUCUUUUUUUCAAACAUUGUAAAAUCAGAAUAUCAAAUUCAAGAAGAAAAAAUACUGAUGAAGGAUAUAGAAGGCCUGCUGUGAGGAGUUGUGUACUGGCCCUGAAGAGCAUAUUGGAGGUAAUAGGAGAGAUAGAUGUGAAAAAAUUGAAUAAGGUGGUGUUGGAAGAGAAUGAAACAAGGUGCUCAGAUUUAGAAGAUGAGUUGGGCAAUCUUGAGAGUUUGUUGUUGAUAGAGGAUCAAAAAGAAGAUGAGUCAGAAGAUGAGUCAGAGGCCGGGGAAAGGUGUAGAGGACCUUGGGUAAAGCUACCCUCAGAAACAAGAAUUUUUACUUCAUUAUUUGACGAGUUGGGAAUUGAGGGAUUAUCAGUACAUGAAGUUUUUAUGAUGGAUGAAAAUGUUAAAUUUGAUCAUCUUGGGUAA